This is a messenger RNA of Ipomoea nil (Japanese morning glory), 1508 nucleotides long. Its product is annotated as choline monooxygenase, chloroplastic. Lineage: Eukaryota; Viridiplantae; Streptophyta; Magnoliopsida; Solanales; Convolvulaceae. The transcript has 10 exons. The record is from RefSeq and is a predicted model, not a curated record. Gene Ontology annotation, molecular function: iron ion binding; 2 iron, 2 sulfur cluster binding. Bases 56 to 1312 code for a protein of 418 amino acids.
UUUUUAAGUCAGAGAUUGCAUAGUGCAGAGUGGUAACUCUGGAAAGACCACAUCCAUGGCUUCAGGUUGUAUCGCUGCCACGAUUCCGUUUUCCGUUCACAGGAGAGAGCCCUCAGCGCUGUCGACUCCUCGAUAUUGCCGUCUGCAAUUCACAAACGGGAUGCACCGUCUCCGUCUCGGAGUUUUGCCACUGAGUUGCGGGAACGCGAGCUUUUCUCUGACUCGAGAAUUCAACCCGGAUAUCCCCAUUGAAGAAGCGCAAACCCCGCCCACCUCCUGGUACACCGAUCCCUCCUUUUACUCUCUCGAGCUCUCUCGCGUCUUCUACAGAGGCUGGCAGGCAGUUGGCUACACUGAGCAAGUCAAUGAACCCCGCCAAUUUUUUACCGGCAGAUUAGGAAACAUUGAAUAUGUGGUAUGUCGAGAUGACAGUGGCAAAAUACAAGCAUUUCAUAAUGUAUGUCGGCAUCAUGCCUCUGUUUUGGCUUCUGGCAGUGGGAAAAGAACAUGCUUUGUGUGCCCAUACCAUGGCUGGACAUAUGGGUUGGAUGGAGCCCUUCUCAAGGCUACUAGACUAACCGGGAUUCAGAAAUUUGAAGUGAAUGAGAUGGGACUCAUUCCAUUGAAAGUGGCUAUUUGGGGUCCAUUUGUGCUUCUCAAUUUUGAUGCUGCUGUUUCUCCUGAACACGAAUCCGAGACUGUCCCUGUGGGAAAUGAAUGGCUGGGUAGUUCAUCUGAAAUCCUGAUUGCAAAUGGAAUUGAUUCUUCUCUGAGUUAUGUUUGCAGACGUGAAUAUACCAUUGAAUGUAAUUGGAAGGUGUUCUGUGACAAUUACUUAGAUGGUGGUUAUCAUGUCCCAUUUGCACAUAAAUCUCUUGCUUCUGAUCUCAAGCUUGAAACGUACUCCACUGAGAUAUUUGAGAGAGUUAGCAUCCAACAGUGUCUUGGUGGGACCACAGAGGAUGAAUUUGACCGAUUGGGGUCAAAAGCUACAUAUGCUUUUGUUUUUCCAAACUUCAUGAUUAAUAGGUAUGGGCCUUGGAUGGACACCAAUCUUGUAGUGCCACUGGGACCUCGCAAAUGUCAAGUGAUAUUCGAUUAUUUUCUAGACACUUCUUUAAAGGGUGAUAAUGAAUUUAUAGAAAGAAGCUUGGAAGACAGUGAGAGAGUUCAGAUGGAGGAUAUGUCAUUAUGUGAAGGCGUUCAGAGAGGGUUGGAAUCACCAGCAUAUGUGUGCGGCCGGUAUGCGCCAAGUGUUGAGAAGCCAAUGCAUCAUUUCCACUGCCUACUUCACCAAAAUCUUUGCCUUUGAAACUCUCAUUCAGGGUGGGGUGUGAUCUAAUAAAUUUGUACCAACCUACAGAGUGUAUUCUACAUGCAUUUUCAUCCUGGAAAAAGCUCUUUCUUGAUGGGUGAAGAAGUUUGAUUAUGUUAUGACUGUCUAUACUCUAUUUUGCAUUGUUUUGACCUACCUUCACUAUAUAUUGCAUACUGCAUUAGUAUCCAAA